AUGAUGAUGCGCCGUGUGAUGUGUGUGUUGGCCGUUGUGCUGUGCUGUGCCUGCGGGUAUACCAUGACGGCUGCUGCUGCUGUUGAUAAUGACAGUCCCAGUGGCCGUGGUGUAUUCCGUGGGGCUGUGGAGGUGUCGUGCGGGGCCGGCGGUGCGCUGCGUGUACGCCCCGCUGCUGAGAGCGAGUGGCUUACAUGCGGUGCGGGCAGCCGUGUGUCUGCAUGUGACAAGUACGCAGACCUCUGCCGCCAGCGUACCGCAAGAACAACAACAACAACAACAACCAUUGCUAAUGCUGGACAGCCAAAGGCGGUGAUGGUCGUUCUCUAUAAUGAUAGUGAUUUAUGGUCUGGUUGGAGUGAUUUUCAUCAUUCAGUGAAGGCUUAUCAUGAUAAGCAAAAGGCAAAAAAAAUCGAAAAGGAAGGUGUGUAUCAUCCUGGUGAAAGGGAACCCGUUCAAUCAAUUUAUAACUGUAUGGCAAAAGGACUUCCUUAUAAUGGGACACCGUGUAAAGGAACGGAAGCGACUGAAGGAAACAAGCAGAAUAAUACAGUUGCUGUUCAGCAGCAGUCUCAAGAACAAGUAACUCAUAUUGGGCAAACACAAGAAUCGUCAGAAAAGAGUUCAAGAACAGAAGCCUCAACCAGAUCCUCAGGAGACAAUAAUACAGUGCAGCCUUUAACACCAAGAGAUCAACACACCGACAAUGCUCAAUUGGGUGCUCCUUCUCAAGAUGGUGCCCCGCAUGACACUCCACUCAGCACAAACACAACAUCUGCCGAUCCAGUUCCCACUGCCACAGAAAGCUCCAACGAAACCGAUACCAUUUCUCAGCCGAGCCCCGUAAAUACUGUCAGUGAAGAAUCAACCGUGACUCCAUCUCGUGACUUUAAUCUUACCCAGCAUUCUACUGCAACUCCAGGUACGACUGCAGUAUCAGGCUCAGAAAAAACAAAUACCACUUCUCAGCCGAGCCCCGUAAAUACUGUCAGUGAAGAAUCAACCGCCACUCCAUCUCGUGACUUUAAUCUUACCCAGCAUUCUACUGCAACUCCAGGUACGACUGCAGUAUCAGGCUCAGAAGAAACAAAUACCACUUCUCAGCCGAGCCCCGUAAAUACUGUCAGUGAAGAAUCAACCGCCACUCCAUCUCGUGACUCUAAUCUUACCCAGCAAUCUACUGUAACUGUUAAUGCGACUGCUGCGCCAGACUCAGAAGAAACCAAUUCCACUACUCCACAGAGUCCCGAGAACACUACCACAGAAGCACCACCCAGUACUUCAUCUCCUUUACCCAAUCCAGAGAUCAGCAGCAACAUCGCCUCCACUGUACACAAUAAGGCUAAUGUUGACAGCAGUGUCAGUCCUGUGUGGAUGCGCACUGCAGCACCGCUCUUGAUUGUGGCUGUGUUGGUCUCCGCUACUGUGUACUGA
Trypanosoma theileri is the source of this 1434-nucleotide messenger RNA. RefSeq lists its product as uncharacterized. NCBI's taxonomy places the organism in Eukaryota, Euglenozoa, Kinetoplastea, Trypanosomatida, Trypanosomatidae. The transcript has a single exon. The record is from RefSeq and is a predicted model, not a curated record. Bases 1 to 1434 code for a protein of 477 amino acids.